GGUCCAUUUCAGCCAAGUCUUGUCCCCCGGGCUCCCAGUUCCUCCUGCGCCCAACACAGCUCCGCGUAACCCACUUUUUCAUUUGGCUUUUUUCAGACUUAAAAACAGCUCCGACACCUUGACAGGAAACUUUUACCGCGCGCCCAUUCCCAUCAUUUUUUCCUAUUUCCCCCCACUCCUCCCUUUUGGAUUUGUUUCUACAAAGUUUUGAGACUCUUUUUUUUUUUCUCCCCCACUUUGCAUGUGGAUUCUGAACCAUCCGGAGCUGUGUUUUUUUUUUUUGUUCUUUUUCUUUAAAUUAAUCAGUCCCUUUGUGAGAAAGCAUCUGUCCCGCUCGCAGGGCGGCCGGCAUGAGGGAGGUCGUGGUCGUAAACUGAGCACGAAACAAAAGAGACGCGGGAGCAUCGCCUGCAUCCUCGCUUUUGUCUCCGUCUCAUCUCUGCGCUCUUGCGCAACAGUCUCUGGGAUGUAAGGGGCCACCAAAGAACUGUGGGGUUGUUGUUGUUUUUUUCUUCCUUGUAUAUCCACAAGGGAAUUAACACUUCCACUCCACCGCGAGGGGAAACGAUGGCGAGGUUGUUGUUGUUGAACGCGCGUCUCGCCCUGGUUCUGUUCGGAUUAUUCCUGCUCGCUUCUCCAUCCGCACGGGCCGAGCCGGAGCAGCAGCCGCCGGAGGAGGAGGAGGAGGAGGAGGAGAGCUCCUGCCAGGGCGCUUUCGACCUCUAUUUUGUGCUUGACAAGUCUGGCAGUGUGAAGAAUCACUGGGAUGAAAUCUACUACUUUGUGGAGAAUUUAGCGGAAAAAUUCAAAAGUCCAAUGCUGAGGAUGUCCUUCAUAACCUUCUCCUCCAGAGCCUCCACCAUCAUGAAGCUGACGGAAGACAGAGUGGACAUCAGAAAGGGGCUGAACGCUCUGAAGAGGGAGAUUCCGGGUGGAGACACAUUCAUGGCCCUUGGAUUGCAGCGGGCAAAUGAGCAGAUAUACCAUGAGAACUUUGGCACGGCCAGCGUGAUAAUUGCACUGACAGAUGGCGAGCUGCAGGAGCUUCAGCUCAUCACUGCACAGCAAGAGGCAGAGAGAGCCAGGUCUCUUGGAGCUAUCGUGUACUGUGUUGGUGUCAAAGACUUCAACGAGACGCAGCUGGCCACCAUCGCAGACACCAUCGAGCACGUGUUUCCCGUCCUGGGCGGCUUCCACGCCCUCCGAGGAGUCAUCGAUUCGAUCAUCAAGAAAUCCUGCAUUGAAAUUUUGGCGGCUGAGCCCUCCAGUGUGUGUGCCGGAGAGUCUUUCCAAGUGGUGGUGAGAGGAAACGGGUUUCUCCACGCCAGAAACAUCGACCAGGUGCUCUGCAGCUUCAAAAUCAACGACACCAUUACCAUCAAUGAAAAGCCGGCUGGGGUCGAAGACACAUUCCUACUGUGUCCAGCUCCUGUCAUCGAUGAGGUUGGAAAGGUGAUUUAUCUGCAAGUGAGCAUGAAUGACGGUCUGUCCUUCAUCAGCAGCAACGUGCACGUCACCACCACAGAGUGUUUCGAUGGCACCAUUCUCCUCAUCACCCUGCUGGUGCUGUUCCUCCUGUUGGCCCUGCUCUUCAUGUGGUGGUUCUGGCCUCUCUGCUGCACUGUGGUGAUCAAAGAACCCCCUCCUCCACCUCCUCCCGAGCCUGAGUCCGAUGAUGAAGAUGGCCUGCCUAAGAAGAAGUGGCCCACUGUGGACGCUUCAUACUAUGGGGGGCGAGGAAUCGGAGGAAUCAAGAGGAUGGAGGUGCGCUGGGGAGGAAAGGGUUCGACCGAGGAGGGGGCCAAGCUAGAGAAGCCGAAGAACGCCGUGGUGAAAAUGCCGGAGCAGGAGUACGAACCCUUCGAGCCCAAACCCAAGAAAUCUCACAACAGGAAGCCUGCUCAGAACCGGAAGUGGUACACGCCCAUCCGGGGUAAACUGGAUGCUAUCUGGGCUCUGUUUCGCCGUGGGUACGACCAGGUCUCUCUGAUGAGACCCCAGCCCGGGGAUCAUGGUCGCUGCAUCAACUUCACAAGAGUGAAGGACGAGUCAGCAGCGGCAGCCAAGGCCGCACCUCGCAGCCCGAUCCACACGCCCUCGCCCCCGGCGCCGGACUACCGCCCCGUGACCAGCACCGCCUCCUCGUCUCCCACCUCCAGCAGCCCUCCGGCCAGAUCACCCCCGGCAGGUCAGGUGCUCCCAGGGCCGCCGCCGGCCCGCACGCCCCCGGGGCUCCCCUGCCCACCACCGUCGCGUCCCCCGCCCAGCCUCCAUCCCUGAAUCUCAUAGACAAACCCCUCUCCCGCCCCCUCAAACACACUCGCUUUGAUACACAGACUUGCCGCUCUUCUUGACCAGUUCUUUCAGUCUGAAGGCCGUGGACCUCCCUGUCAAAGACGCUCCUGCUAUAUGCCAAAGAUUUUCGAAUCCCAGUCAUGCUGUGUUCCUCUUCUUGUUGCAAGGGCGCGUCAUGUUAAAACUGUCAGAUGAUAAUUUAGUUGUUUCACACAUGGCAUAGAUCAAAACUGUUUGAACGCCACGGAAAGUUGUUGUAAAAAGUGACAUUUUUACUAAUCUGUAAGUCCACUUAGUUUUAAUGUGCCAACGUUUUUUUGAAUCCUUGAGAAAGGGAAAUUGUUUUUUACAGAGCGUCGACCUGUUUGACUUCAUGUCCCGGUCCAUACAGGGUGAAUGGGCUGAUCCGGAGAAAUACUUUUACUUUGUUUUAGGAGGAUUGUUGCUGGACAGCAAAGCAUGUCGAGGACAGGAAGUCCACAGAAGAAUAUUGCAAUGGAUGAAAUUUCUUUGUUGUUUUUUUAAUCAACUACUGAGUCAUGCCAUUGUUAUUAAGAAUUAAGGUGAAGAGUAGGUCGCACAUGGAAAUCUGUGUAACCAGGUUAAACUUUGAGCAGGUUGGAUUGGCUUUGCUCCUCCAUUGCGGUGAGGUUUUGGGGAAUUGUAUUUUUCCAAGCAAUUUCGAUCGAUCCUGUUGUUUAUAGUGUUUAGUGGCUAAGAAAAAAAGGCAACAAUGGUUUAGGACAUUUGCUCUCAGUGAUGUGUUUUUUUCCUUCACUUUUUUGUUUUGGUUUCUUUCAUGCAACGACAUGCUAACCCGACAGAUUCCAACCCCUUCCAUACAGAAAUGAUGCAGUCACAGAGUCAGGGAAGUGUACAGAUGUUUUAUACGGAAGGUUUGUUUUUAGGUUUGAGAUGCUACGUCUUCGAGGCUUUGGAGUUUGUCCUUGACACCCUUUUCAUGUAGUUGAAUUUCGAUUACAGCAUUAUAUAUUUGUUAUGUUUUUUUGGGGGGUGGGGGGGUAUCUGCGCACAUAGACUGCUGGGCAACCACAGUAGGUAUUUGUUUGUUAGCAUUUGGGACAUUUAUGAAACGUAUGAAAUCGAGCAACCAGGUUAACAUCUCUCAUCACCUUUUUUUUUUUACUUUGAUACCAUUAUGUGUGUUUUAUGUCUUGUCAGUUUUAUCAUCACCGGUCACAUUGCAGGUCACAUUGCAACUGCGGGGCAGUUCAAAGAGCAUCUAAUUUAUUUUACUCCCCGAGAGAAAUGGAGGAGAGUACUUGAAUAUCGACGCGGUGUCCAACCACCGAGACGGACACUAUGCGCAGAAUCUAUAAACACAACAGCUAGCCAGUAACGAGUCAUAAAUAAGGCUUACCAGCAUUUUUCUCAACCCCUCAGCUACUCUGAAAAACAUUCGCUGAAAGUGAAUGUGAUCCAGUAAUCAUUUUAUGUUGAAUCAUUUAAAUGAAACAUUUAAAAUGGUGUGAAUGUUGGUGCGCAUUAUGUCUCUAUAGUUUUCUGAGCAGCCAAAAAGAUGCCACAAGUGACUACAUACUAAUUAAGGAAAAAAUGGGGAACACAUAGAUCCAAAUCUCCAAAACUGAACAAUAAAGAAAUAUGAGAUUUUUGACGUCAGGAUGUAGAAAAUCUGUUGAAAAAUGUUGGUAUCACUUCUGUAUCCGGUGCCUUGUGGAAUUCGCUUCCUUGAUUUUUUUUUGCAGAUUUUUUUUAUACUUUCUUAUUAUCGUACAUCAUUCAGUUAUGUCCUGUACCGUUGUGUCACCACAUGCAUUCGUAAUCAGACUAGGUGUCUUAAAAGCUCCACCGCUGAGCUAAAGGAAAGAUCAGUAUGUGGAUUUUUUUUUCACAAAUUACUAUUAUCCACAUUUUCAUUGAAAAUGCCUCUUAAUCUCACUUGAAGUUUUAAUUGGCGUGCUGGAGCUUAUAAUAGCAUGGUGCGUAGAACAACGGUCAAAUUAAUUGUGAUACAUCGCUUUUAUAACCAUACACAAAAUGAAUUUGUGAAACAUUCAACUUGAAAGUUUGGUUAAAAACACAAUUUUGCCUUGGUCUCAGCAGUGCAUCUUUUCUAAUUUUGCUCUAAUAAUAAUAAUAAUAAUAAUAACUCUGUUAACACCCAAGAAAGAAUGACAUUAUAAAUGUAAGAUCAUUGCUUGAAAGGGAACUUCUGCAGUUGUUAUCGCUGUCAGAUCUGCCAUCCUGAGAUGAGUGGAGAUGCAUCAUGUAAACCAGUGUAUAAACAGCAGUACUGAAGCAAAUAUGAAAGACGUGUAUGAUUUUCUUCGUUGCUUGACAUGACCUUUUUUUUUUUUUUAAACAGUAUCAAUAAAGGUUGACUUCCAAGCUUC
This is a messenger RNA of Scophthalmus maximus (turbot), 4670 nucleotides long. RefSeq names its product ANTXR cell adhesion molecule 1c (gene antxr1c). The record is from RefSeq and is a predicted model, not a curated record. Gene Ontology annotation, cellular component: membrane. The transcript has 18 exons. Gene Ontology annotation, molecular function: signaling receptor activity. Bases 568 to 2280 code for a protein of 570 amino acids. Lineage: Eukaryota; Metazoa; Chordata; Actinopteri; Pleuronectiformes; Scophthalmidae.